AUGGUUCUAAUCAAUGAGUACUACAAUCCAUUUCUCAUUGGAGCUGCGACUUUUGACGCGCCUAUGGAAACCAUAGAACCUCUUCCUCCGCACCCCAUGGAUGGGGCUGUUGUUAACAGUAAUAGUAGUGUUGAUCCACUAAUAUGGGACCCUCGUGUGGCGGCUAAGGCAGUGUCUGUGGGGCGGUGGUGUUCGGGGGAUCAAGUCGAGGAAGAAGUGUCUGCAGAUGAUAGGACAAUUUUCUUGACAUUUUCUAAGGGGUAUCCCAUUUCUGAAAAGGAAGUGAGAGAGUUCUUUACCAGGAAAUAUGGGGAAUUUUUUGAUGCUAUCCAUAUGCAAGAAGUACAAGUAGUGGAUCAGCAGCCUUUAUAUGCCCGCCUUGUGGUUCGUUCCGCUUCUUUUAUUCCAGUGGUGCUCGAGGGACAAAGCAAGGCCAAAUUUUCUAUCAAUGGAAAACAUGUUUGGGCAAGAAAGUACGUGAAAAAGAAUAUUGUGAUAGGAGAACAAAGUUCACCAAAGGUGUUUUAG
Messenger RNA from Rosa chinensis, 528 nucleotides. RefSeq lists its product as uncharacterized. The record is from RefSeq and is a predicted model, not a curated record. Lineage: Eukaryota; Viridiplantae; Streptophyta; Magnoliopsida; Rosales; Rosaceae. The coding region runs from base 1 to 528 and encodes 175 amino acids. The transcript has 3 exons.